Molecule: messenger RNA, 3703 nt
Organism: Lytechinus variegatus (green sea urchin)
Lineage: Eukaryota; Metazoa; Echinodermata; Echinoidea; Temnopleuroida; Toxopneustidae
Gene: terb1
Product: telomere repeats-binding bouquet formation protein 1-like
Exons: 16
Coding region: 84-3167 (1027 amino acids)
Biological process (GO): homologous chromosome pairing at meiosis; meiotic attachment of telomere to nuclear envelope
Molecular function (GO): protein binding
Source: RefSeq, a predicted model, not a curated record
UACGAAGAGGUGCAUGGAGUUGGCUUCGCAUUGCCAUUAAUUAAUUGUCUCUUUUAGAUGUGAAUACAGGCUUGCUCAACAUUAUGGAUUUGAAAACUGAUAUAGAUUGUCUAAUAGAGUGUUUGCGGUAUCAUCCUGAUGAUGCAAGAAAGGCACGUGAUACCAUUCUCACUAUUGCUUCACUUUGUUCUGGCUCAGAUGAAGCACAAAAUCUCUUGAGAACUUCCGGAGGAUUAAGUUUUCUUGUUAAUGUCCUGAGCACAGCCCAAGAUGAAAGUUUGUGUAUGGCUACUCUGUAUGCUUUGGGGUGUGCUACAGAGAGGAAUGUGUUUUCACAGAGUAGGCUUUGUACAGACGCCAUGUUCCAGUUUCUCUAUUCUCAGCUGACCAAUGAACAGUUCGGUGUGCAGAUGAAACGAACUACUACCUUUCUUAUCAUGUGCCUUGUUACCAACAAUCGUAAGGGACAAACACUGGUUAGAAAAACUAGGUGCUUGGAUUCCAUGCUUCAGUUGUUCAGAAAUUUUCCGGGACUUAACGUUCCAUACAAUAAGGACGUUCGGUGUUUUGAUGAAGAUGAUGAAAAACUUUCUUUUGAAUUAUGGAAAGAUGUGACAGGAACUUUGUGUGGCUGUGUGAACAAUCCCCAAAAUGAUGAAAACCAGUUAGUAUGUGCAUCUAGUGUUCCAGCUGCCCUCUACAUCAUGUCUCACAGUCAGGACUCCCAUGUCAUACAGCUUUUGUGCUCCUAUAUCUCCCUCCUAGCAGCUAAUAAUGUGGUGAAUCAAGAUCGCUUUCAUAUGCUUGGUGGGCUAGAGGUAAUUGUAUCCAAAUUGCCUUCCAUUAUUGAUGACAUCAUCAUGGAACCUGAGAAGGGAUUGAUCUUAUCUGCCUCCAACAUGAUCAGCAUGCUAAGUUCACUCAUUGCAGAUAAUGAUAAUAAUGUGCAGGCUUUAGCUUCUCUGAAAGUUGUACCUCUUCUCUUGAGAAUUUUAGCCCUAGAUGUGAUCUCUCUAGGUGUCAAGUUGAAGGUUAUUAUCACAAUUGGCUGUUUAGUUUCUGCAAGUGAGGGAAGCAAGAAGCAAGUUAUUGAAUGUGAUGGUCUGAAAUUACUUCUUAGCUGCAUGAUGGCCAAUCAAGAUGAAGAGUGUGCUAAAGCUGCAACAUUAGUCCUCCAUUCUUGCAUUAAUUCUGAAGGGAAGGAACUAAAAGACAUGACAGAAGAUUGCUUGUCUGAAAAUGAAGAUCAGGUAGCCAAGGAACCAAUCAGCAAAGGAAAACUUCAAAAUCUUGCAGCUAGAAUUGACAUUCUUCAGAAAGCAUUACAAGAGGAGAGAAGACUGAGGAAGCAUUUAGAAGAUGAAAAGGUAAACCUUCAGGUCAACAAGGAAGGAAGCUGUGCUGAUAAGAGCAGAGAUGAAGAUGAAAUUAGUAUGCAUUCUCAUGAUCUUCCACUCCAACCUCAUCCUAAUUCUCCAGUUUCCGUUUCAGACAAAGUACAUGAUGGAAAGCAACAGAGUUUUGUUCAACUACAAGAAAGGAUGGAUGCUCUUGAACGAAAACUUUGUAACAUAGCCAGUAAUGGGCAUGUUACAAAUGUGAAUAAUGAUUCUGCUAGCAGCGAAACAUCUGAUUCAGAAUCGAUAGUUCAUCGUUCAGUCUCUGAGGCAGAAAAUGAGGAAUCUCAACGACCAAUCAAAAAACCUAAAAACCGUAAAGUAUUGUCUAAAAAGACAACUCCUGUUCAUAUUGCUAAACAAAGCACUGUGAAGAAAACUUCUUGUCAGCAGCAGGUCACAACAGAUAUGAACGUAGCUGAAGAAUUACCUCAAUUCAAGAUACCGCCUCCUGUCAAAAGAUGUAGGCCACUUGAGCUUGUUAAUAGUAGUGUGUCUUCUAAGAAAUUAAAGUCUGCUUUUCCAGGUAGGAAGCCACUUUCACAACAUAUUAAUUAUCAGAACAGAGGUGAGGUAACUCCCACAACGAAGGAUCAGAAGAUUGAUGUCAAUUGCCUCACAGUAUGUCAGGAAUCCUCUAGCCCAUGUGUAUUUUCUCGGAAUAGCUCUGGUAAAACAUCAAGGAAAAGGAGAUCAGACAGCAGCAGUGUAUAUAGGACACUGACAUAUGGCAGUGGAGAUGUUAAUGGAUUGUCAGUUCAGCUUGUAGACAAGAAGAUGAAUAAAGACAAUGACUCUGAUGCCAAAAGCGAUUACAGUGAUGCCUCUGCGGUAUCUACCAUUGCUGAUAGUGUCUUCAGUUCCUUAACUUUUCACCUUUCUUGUCCUAUCAGACCAGUCAAUCAAAACCCCUCUCGACCACUCAGACAUGGUCCUUUUCAAGCAGUUCACCCUAGCCCAAAUGAAGUCAAGUUGUUGAGAUCACCAAGGCAUAUGCUAGUGCCUCAGGGGAAACCUAGAAAGGACAUUUCUAACCAAUAUAGUAAAGAUCAUGUCACCGAUGCAAAGUCAAACAUCAAUGUGUUUGAUUUUGAAGAGGAUGUGAAAGCUGGCAAGAAGGAAUCCUCACAUGGAGCUUCAUGCCAUGAUGCUAUCUAUAAAGCUAACCACAAGGGUUAUGAGAUGUCUACUUCCACUAAUGCUGAUCAGUUUCCUCAAGAAAAUUUGAGCCACAUUUCCUUAGCCAAACUGAAUGCGACUCCAAAAGUCAUGCUGAAGAAGCCUAAUUUGAAAGGGAAGAACAUGAACAUGUAUACCUAUGGUGGAAAAUACAACACUAAAGACUUGGCUCUGAGCAACAAUGAUAACAAUCAUGAAGGCAACCAAUGCUAUGAAGACAACCUGCGACCAUUUCCAUCAAGUCACCACAAUGGGUAUGGAUCACAGAAAGAAUCUGCCAAGUUACAUAUUGGAAGAGGAAGUGGAAACAAGGCUAAGUCCUAUUCUGUGCACUAUGUCAGAGGCAAAAUCCAGUGCAGUCGUCUGUAUAGAGGCAAAUUGAGUAGAGCCGGUAUAACACCCGAUGUGUGUUCCUCAACUUUGCUAAAAUGCCCAGGUUGUGCUCCUCCCAGACACUACCCUCUCCUUGACAGUCGCACAUUGCUUCACACUCUUAUGGCAUCAAGACGUGAUCUCUGUAUCAUGCAUAACAGGUUGGUUGCAUCCAUAACAUCCUAUAUCACAAACAAGGUGAAUCGUCUUCGUCGAUAAUCUAAUUUUCUGUUCUGCUCAAACACCUUUCUCAUUGCAUGUGCAGAAGGGUUAGAAAGAAGAAUAUCAUCUCUCACAAAAUAAACCUGUUUGAUUUUAUUUAUGUUAAUUUUACAUUCUUGUUGCAUUCAUAAUGAUGUUCAUUUAAAUAAAGAUACAACACGAACAACCGAUAUAGAAGCCAUUUUUUCAUGGUUAACUGCAUUUGGCAAGUUAAAAGUAAAUGAGUACUGUACUUAGAAGGCAAAGAUUUGUGGUUAUUUGUCUUGGAAAGUAAAAAUGGCUUCAUGAUUUUUUUUUGGGUCUCAAAAAGGAAAUAUUUCAAGUGGAAAUAUUUAAAAGAAUCAUCUGUAAAAAAAUAAGUGUAAAUAAUAUAUGUAUACUGUAACAUAAUUUUCUUUUAAGUCUUGUUAAAUGUCAAGAAUAUAUAAUCUACUUUAUGAUGAGAAUAAACAGAAAUGAUUCAGUGAUUUAGAUGGUUGUUGGUGUUAUAUAUGUGAAUCUUCAAUAUGUUUGGAUAAUUUUCAAUAAAAUGG